AUGGUCAACGCCAAGGCUCCUCGAACCGGGCAAUGGACUCUCGCUACCAUGACUUACAACAUUCUCAAUACCCAUCGCUCUGCAAGGUACAUUCUAGACAUGGCCACAAUCUGGAUGGCUGGCAGCACGCAUGGACAGCCUGUUGUUUCUGCCGUGGUCCCUUAUAUGUGUGCCAUCAUGAUCCCGCAUCCAUUCAUCACCCCUCGAGGCCAGUCAGGUACCCUCAUCAACGUUUUCUUGGGACAACCCUCACUCUCUUGGUUCCAGAAUGUCUCGUAUACUGAAGCCUUGCUUACAGCAUGCAGUACUGUCACAACCAGUGCCAACUCUACCACUGCGACAACCAUCACUUCGCGUGUGGUGACCACUUCCACGGUUGUAGAGACAGCUACCACUACAAUCAUACCCAGACGGCGAGCGGCUAAUCUCUUUGCUGUUGGAGAGCAAAUUUUCUCAGCUGUUGUUGCCAAUGGUACAUCAGUCACCCCGGCGAGUGCUCCAGUAUUUCCAACAAGUUCGAAGAACACGCAACAGCUACAAGCCGAAUCUGCGCUUGCAAACGCGUGUUCUUGCAAGAUGGUGGAUCCAACCGCAACAGUGACGGAGUCUUACACGGUUCCUGCUGUCACUAGCACAGUUGGUUUCAGAAUCUUGUCAAUCAUCACACUCACAGAUACCAGAGUCUUCACGGCAAGAACGACCGUAAUCAGGACUUCGUCUACGAGCGCAAGCAGCUCAAGUGUCCUUUCUUCUGUCGUUUCGUCUUCUGCCGCAAGUUCUGGUAUUGGCGCCGACGCGACUUCUGUAUCCUCCAGUGAGCAGACAUCGAUCUCAGCCGCUCUUCAGUCAAGCGCCGCUGUAACGCCCAUGUCUAUUACCACAAGCUCCACUACGCCAAUUACUAGCGCUCCUACCUCUUCCGUGCCUUCGGUUACUGCCAUCCCUUUCAGCUGCCCUGAAGAUGAUGGCAAGCACAUAGAUCAAAUCGUGGAUGGUGUUCGACUCAACUACAUAGUCAUGUGUAAUACACAACUCCAGACUGAAGACCGCGUUGGACCACCAGUCCCAGUGGAUAGCGAAACAACAUGUGCAGCGCAGUGCUCUCUUCUAAACGCCCAGACUGGUCAAGAUACCUGUCAAGCCGCAUCUUUCCAAGCUUAUACUGAUGGCCGCUCUGGUGGCACGUGUACAAUUAGCCGAUCAAGUCCGGGAUAUGUCGAGAGUCCUGGUUCGAUCACUGUUCAGCCAAUCGAUCGAUGCAUCGGCCCUGUAUGCAUCGAUAACAUCGGCUAG
Messenger RNA from Pyrenophora tritici-repentis Pt-1C-BFP, 1293 nucleotides. Lineage: Eukaryota; Fungi; Ascomycota; Dothideomycetes; Pleosporales; Pleosporaceae. The record is from RefSeq and is a predicted model, not a curated record.